This is a messenger RNA of Ruditapes philippinarum (Manila clam), 1513 nucleotides long. RefSeq lists its product as uncharacterized. Gene Ontology annotation, molecular function: metalloendopeptidase activity. The transcript is spliced from 5 exons. Gene Ontology annotation, cellular component: membrane. Gene Ontology annotation, biological process: CAAX-box protein processing. The record is from RefSeq and is a predicted model, not a curated record. NCBI's taxonomy places the organism in Eukaryota, Metazoa, Mollusca, Bivalvia, Venerida, Veneridae. Bases 124 to 855 code for a protein of 243 amino acids.
UAAAUAUUUACGCAUACCAACCGAGGUAAACACACUGACUUGUGGUGUACAAUUAUGUUGAAAUAAUCGCAUAAAUAGAAUACAGCAUUUUUCUUGCAAUUGCGCUACAUUUCGCGAGGAAUAAUGUGUUUGGAAUUCGCAGCAUUUGUUUUGAGCAUUACUGCAUUAUGGGUUUGCAUUCUACGUAACGCGAGUUUUUCGUUUCUGGCCUUGGCCAUGUUUUUCCCAGGUGCGACAGCACUAAUAUGGGAAGCAGGAAAUGGAGAAUUGAUGUCUUUUAUGAGUAAACUGUCGGGUGCAAAUGAGAAAGUCAAGUGCAUCAUUUUCAGCGCUCUGGCGGUGCUUUUAGCUGUUGUCAUGGGGUGGGCAAACCAAGUGGAGAUUCGUAAACAGCACAAUAAAAGUAGGUUUUUCGGUUUUCUACGGGCAGCUGGUGAGGAGAUUGGUUGGCGAUGUUUCCUGCUACCGUGCCUGCUUGACAGAUUUUCUGUUCUAACUGCAUUUACUAUAAGUGGUAUUGUUUGUGGACUCUUCCACGUGCCUGUGAUGAUUUUGUUGAAUUACAGACUCAAACCUUCGUAUCCAUAUCUAACAGUGAUCGUGCAAAGUGUGUCAUGUUUAAAUUCCGUAUGUCUUCUUGGAUGGCUGGCUGUGAAAUCUGGCUAUUCUAUGUGGGCGUGCAGUAUAAUGCACUGGUUCUGGAACAUAUACAAACCGGCUGUGUCAGACACAAAUACUCCCGAAAAGAAUACCGGACAGCAGUGGCUGCUUGAUGGCGAUGGUUUGACCGAUUGUAUUGCGAUGCUUCCUGUAGCUGCUGUGGUAGUUUACGAUCUCAACUAUAAACUCUUUUGAUAAUUUAAUGAAUCGUUCUUUUAGCACACGCGUGCAUUAACAUUAGAUAGUGCACGAUUUGUUGUUUUAACAGGUCUUUUGGUUAUUUUGCACCCGAAUACCUAACCCAAUGAUAAAGGAAUUUAUAAUUAACAUUUAUUUCUCGGAUAAUUACUGCUGGACUGCUUUAUUUGCAAAAGGUAUCGCUUUACAAUGAACAGAACACUAAUCGGAAGACAAAAAAAAAUGUUUACGGUUGUUGUAAAGGGGUGAUCGGGACAUUCUACAUUGGGACAUUCUUCAGACGCUAUAUAUCUAUUCAUGGAUAGGCUUUAUAUUAAAUGUUAGCACAAAGUUUUAUCAACCAAGCCCGUUAAUAAAUUUGAUAAAGAGAUCAUAAUUUUGUUUUAUAAGAACACAAUAUGAUACAGGCUUUUUCUGUUACCAGUUUUUUUCCUCUAUAUCUGAAUACUGGGAUCUUUUUAUUGCAAUUUAUUUGUGGUUCUGAAGUCCGUGUGUACAUCUUACAUAACUGUAAAUUUAGACUUCAGUUCUUACUAUUUACAUUGUUAGUAAAAGGGAUCUCAUUUUUUUUAGAAAUUUCCACCAUCUUUACAUCAGCAUAAUUGGAACGUGUGAAAAUAAAUCUCUGAAAGCUAUUGUUCAGACGUGAAAAUGG